AUGAGUGGCGGCGCGGGUUCUAACAGAAAGCAGGUAGACUCGCUGGGUCCGGAGCUGAUUUUGGGUGUUGAAGUUCCGGAGAAUUAUCAAGCUGUCUUCAGUUCCUCCGACUCAGCCUAUUUGCCAGGUCGAUCCACAGAGAAGCCCAAGCCAAAGCACCCGGCACUGUGUAACCCGAGCCAUGAUAUCGAUUCCAAAUUACUCAUCAAAAUACGCGGAACCCGUCCUGUCAUGCCUGUGCUCGAGUCUGGAAAUCGACGGAUGUGGCAUGCCAAGCCAACAGUCUUACUGAUGCCCGUUCAUGGAUCGAUUUUUGUGGCAGCACUACUCCGUAUAGGCGUCUGUACAGUACGAGCAGCGGCAGGUACUUCCUCGGCAGCGCGUGCCUCGACUUGUCCUCGCUUCGUCCAUGGACGGCAGCAAGGUACUCGUGCUCGUGCUCUCCUUGACGAAGACAUCUUUCUUUCUUACAUGCUGGUUGCGUUACAUGUGCCCGUACACAUACAAUCGCUGACUCCAGAGACUCCUCGCCGACUCGGCGACAUUUCCAGACAGAAAUCACAGGCAUUGAUGCGAGCUGGUCCGCCUCGUUGUACGAGCAUUAUCAACCCGACGCUUCGCAAACACGAACCCCCUCUUGCGGAUCAAAAUUGGCUGCUUAGGCCCGGGGCCUUUCUCACUGGCUCCGCCCCUAGUGAGCUUCGCAACCCCCAUUUUCAUCUCCAAGCUCCUCUCUCGGCUUUGACAUUUUGUGCCGACCCGACAGAAGGGAACGCUAAACGCCUCCUCAUCUUUGGGCUGUUCGUCUUACCCACCUCGACACUGGCAAUUCGCAAUUUCCAUGCCUUGCUGAUCUCCAAAAGCCCACUCACUGCUCGCUCCACUACAGCUAUGCCAAACUAG
Molecule: messenger RNA, 903 nt
Organism: Trichoderma virens Gv29-8
Lineage: Eukaryota; Fungi; Ascomycota; Sordariomycetes; Hypocreales; Hypocreaceae
Exons: 3
Coding region: 1-903 (300 amino acids)
Source: RefSeq, a predicted model, not a curated record